AUGAAAAAAUAUUAUAGAUUAUUAGCUUUGACUAGCGUUCUGAUUUUAAUAUUGGUGACAUCCGCUUUUAUAAACAUCUAAUUUACUACCUACUAUUUAAAAAAUUAUAUUUCGGAUAUUACAAACCACCUAUUUGAGGUUUAAAUCAAGCACAUUUCUAUUUUUACAGCAAUAAUCUGCGAUUAGAUUAGCUAAGAAGCAUAAAAAAUUCCUACUUAUACCAAUCUGUUAAACAGUUUUGUUGGAAAAGUUCUUAAUGAUAUUACAAAUAUUCAACAUAAUUACAGAAACUCAUUAGUAAAUUAUUAUUUGCUCCAAAAAAAUGAAGAAGAUCCUAGCUUUUCUUUUAUGAUAUCAAAAAACUCUGGAUUAGUUAAUAAUUGGUAGAGUGACUAGUUCUACUAUAUAAAUGAUCUAGAUUAAGAAUAUUAGUCUUAUAUAUUAAAGCUUUCUUUAUAUAAUAUUUUACAAAGACCUAUCCAAUAUAUGAAUAAUUAAUUUUAAAAUGAAAGAAGCAUUCUUUAUGAUAACAUCUUUUAUGUUACACAGAAAUAUGAACUCAUUUUAAAUAGUAGAAAUAACACUAUUUUUGAUUGUUUUUUAUCUGAUUAGUGCAGUAUUAAUGGAUUUAGUUCAAAUAAUCUAAUAUGCCAAAGUUGGUUUUAAAACGCCAUUAAUUAAACAUAAAAUAUUUUUUUUUCACCUAAACUAUUAAAAAAUGAAAGUAAUAUCUAAAUAGCAUAGUUACAAUGCAGAUAACUUUAGUACCCUAAUAAUUAAAGUUAAAAUAAGCUGACUGUCUUUUGUAUAUAGUCAAUCAUAUCUAAACUUAAUAAUUACUUCAUUAACUUAGGAAAUAUGAUAGAUAGAACAUAUUUAAUUGAGUCUUUAAAUUAAACAAUAAUUUACCAAUCAAAUUCUAACCUUACAAUAAAUAACCUUGAAAAUUUAUACUAAAAUUAAUUUUAAUAUUAAGAUGUUAUGUCAGAAACUCAAUAUUUAAGCACCUAAGUUUAAAAUUUUCUUUCAAAUAUAACAUAUUUUUAUUAAAAUAAUCCAAUCUAUAUACAGCAUGGAGUAAUUUAGAACUAGUAAUAAAUAAGAUAUAAAAGUAAUAAUACUAAAUAUGUUAUUAUAUUAUCUCCAACAAUAAUUUAAUAAUAAUCUUUUCUAUAAAGUUAGAAAAAAAAUAGUUCAUAAUUGAACUAUAAUUAUUUAAAAAUACCUUACUUAGUAAUUAAUGUUUUAUAAGAAGGUUCUUUUAAUGGAUGGAAAUAGAAUUAAAAUUCUACUUUAGAUACUAUAUUUAUAAUUAUGACAGUGGGAAUGAUAUUAUUCUGGAUUUUUACAUCAUUGUUGGUUAAUUUUUAUUUAUUUAGGCAUUUCUAUUUAAUAGAUGAAUAAGUAGGACACUUGACUCAUAUUUUGAAUUAGAUGGCAGCUUAGAAAUUUAAUUAUGAUAUUGCUUAUAAUAGCACAAAAAAAAUAUUGAUUUGUUUUGAGACUAAAUUACUACUCUAAACAUUUUAAGAUAUUUAUUAAAUAUUAUUGUAUACUUCUGAAAACUUUUUUGACAGCAAUGAUACAGAAACACUUAUCAAACUAAGUAAAAAUUUAAAGUUUUUUUAAGGUUUUGGUAAUAAACAUGCUGAAGGAAUUACUUUUAAUAAUAUUGGAGCCUUAUUAAUGGGAAAAGGACACAUUUUUGAGGCUUUAGAGUAUUUUACAUCUUCAAUUAUUUGCGCUAAAUAUGAGAUUUAGCAAUUUUGUUAAGAGAAUCCUAUUUCAUUAACUACCUUUUUGAUUUCUGAAUUUGGAUAUCAAAGCAACAUAGAAGAAUUAAUCUUUGAAUAAAAUUAAAGAUAUUCAAUAAAACUUCAAAAAGAAAAAUCAAGAAGCAGCACAUCUAAGUAAAGUUUCUCGUAAAAAACAGCUUUUUCAUCUGUUAAACAAUAAAAAUAAUAAAUAACUACAUCGCAAUAAAUGCAUGUGGACUAAUAUUUAUAAGAAUAAGCAAGGUAGUUUAAUUAGUUUUUGAAAAAUAAAAAUUUAAAGAUCUUUAAUAAUAAUGAAAAUGAAAUUAAAGAUUAAUUUUAAGAAUAAAGGUUUUUUCUUUUGUAAAGUUUACUUCUUCAAGUUUUGGGAUGA
Tetrahymena thermophila SB210 is the source of this 2148-nucleotide messenger RNA. Its product is annotated as transmembrane protein, putative. The transcript has 3 exons. Lineage: Eukaryota; Ciliophora; Oligohymenophorea; Hymenostomatida; Tetrahymenidae. The record is from RefSeq and is a predicted model, not a curated record.